AUGGGCAUCGGAGGAGUCCGACUCCAAUUCGGAAUCGGAGUCGGAGUCGCCGCGCUUGAGAUAAAACUGAACCGGCCUUUCACCGGCGAGUACGGCUCCUCGGUGAGGAUGAUGGUCAGCUACGGCGGCGAGAUCGUCCAGGGCGAUCACGGGCCAGACGGCAAGGCGGCGGCACCGUGCUACGCCGGGGGUGUCCACCGCAUCGUCAAGGUCGGCCUAUCCGAGCGGCUGGCCGAACUCAGACAGAGGAUGGCGGCGCUCGCCGGCUGCCGUGACGUGUGCAUUCGCUACGCGCUACCCGGAGAGGGCCUCGGCCGCCUCCGCGACGUGGCGAACGACGGCGACCUGUGGGGCCUCGUGUCGCUGCUGUUCUGCCACGACGCGUCCAAGACCGGCCGCGUCCGGGUCUUCCUGUUCGCCGUCGAGGCGCCGCUGCUCCGGAGCGCGUCGGCGCCGUCGUCGUUACCGGCGCUGGUGGAGGAGGACGCCACGACGGCGGUGUCUGGUGGUGCCGUCACACUGGGGUUGCCACGCAGCGCGUCUUCACCGUCGCUGGCGACGUCGGACUCGGGCACCGCCGUGAGGAUGAAGGUGAGCUACGGCGGGGAGAUCAUCCAGAAGCAGCGCGGCGGAUCAGCGGCGGCAUCGUGCUACUACGCCGGGGGAGUUCACCGGAUCGUCAGGGUCGGCCUGUCGGAGCGCCUCGCCAGCCUCCGGACGCGGCUGGCGGCGCUCGCCGGCUUCUCCGGCUCCGACGACGUCCGCAUCCGGUACGCGCUCCCGGGAGAGGAGGGCCUCCACCUCCACGACGUGGAGAGCGACGGCGACCUGUGGAGCCUCGUGUCGCUGCUUUUCUUCCACGAGGCGGUGAUGGCCACCUCCAGCAAGCCCAAGCAAGGCCGCAUCCGCGUGUUCCUCUUCGCCGCCGACGACGCCCCGGCCGCGCCGCCGCUCCGUCGUCGCAGCGCGUCGUCGCCGUCGUUGGUCGACGUCGCCAAGCAUCAGGGCGCGUUACCCGCACUGGCGGAGGAGGAGGAGGAUAUGGACAUCGACACGGCGGCUGCGACUUCGCCGGCAGGUGUCAGCGUCACCCGCACCGGCCAGGGGAUGCGGCGGAGCGCGUCCUCGCCUGCGCUGGCGCCGCCGCCGCCUUCGGAGUCGGGCACCGCGGCGGCGACGUCGACGUCGUCGUCGUCGUCAGGAGAUGGCGUGCAGUUUGCUCCGGUGGUGUGGGGUGCCACUGAUCCCCGUGUGGCCGUGUACCCGUUGUUCACCUGUUGUGUUCCACGUGGCAUAGUGAAAACUGAUAACGAGUUUGGGUUAGGAAUUUAG
Messenger RNA from Oryza sativa Japonica Group (Japanese rice), 1332 nucleotides. RefSeq lists its product as uncharacterized. NCBI's taxonomy places the organism in Eukaryota, Viridiplantae, Streptophyta, Magnoliopsida, Poales, Poaceae. The record is from RefSeq and is a predicted model, not a curated record.